UAGUCAUUCACCGAUUCACUCGAAGUGGAAACUUAGUGAUAAAUAAAGUAUUCUAAUCGCUCGUUGUAUACUUCGAGCACUCAAGAGAGUCACCAGUGCGUACUUUCAAUAGUAUACCCAAUUAAAUAGAUAUAAUAAAAAUUUGACAGGUCAAAUAUUAAUUGGUAACAAACUACCCACAUUACCAAAAUAAUAGUUUUAUGACACCAACAUUGCAGAAUCAAGUUUUUAAUAAAAUAGUCGUGUCUUGUAUCUCUCGAGUGAAAUUCAUAAAAUAAAUUAUUGUGUGUGAAAUAGUAUAUGGUAGUUAUUAUGCUUGAAAAAAACAUUAUUAUGGUCAAUAUAUGAUUACUGUUACAUACUGCAGCGUUGUUUGGUUCUAAAAGUUAUCUAAAGUGAAAGAAAAGAAAUGAGUCAGCGAAGGAUUAGAGGCGUGACCGGCACUCAAAAUGGCAACGUCGCACAAGAAGAAAAGCAUAAUAGUCCCGAGUUCACCUACCGGGAAUCACCGUUGACAGUUCUUUUAGAGCACUCGCUUCACAUAAGAGCGAUAUACCACAUAUUUGUUGUUAUCCUGCUGGUGUUGCUGUGUGACACCGUGAUAUACGACCUUAUAGAACGAGGAAAGAUAAACAUCGGAGUUACAUCAGUGUUACGUGGCUUCGGCGAUAUAAGACGCGGCGUAAAGCUUUGGCUAUUUGAACUGGCGGUGGCGCUCGCAUUCUAUCCAGCACUGAGGAUAUACGGAUUGGUGCGAAACAUUAUUAAGCACCACGCAAGUUUAUGUAAAAUAUGGGCUGUAUUCGGAAUACUUUGCGUGGUUGGUCUAGAGUUAGUGCUAGUGGCAGUCCCUGUACGAGACUUAGCCAAUACGUACUUAGCUCUAGCUUCAUCAGCCGUCGUUACAUGUGAAAUGUUUCGAUUUGUGAUGAAGAUUUGCGCCGCGGCGGUUGCAUGCGCCCCACGAUGCCACAGCGGUAAUGAGCCAUUGCCCACCAUCUCGCAAUACGUGUACUUUCUGUUUGCACCUACACUCAUCUACCGAGAUGAAUACCCCAGGACAAAGAAAAUCAGAUGGGGAGUCGUCGUUUUCCACUUCUUAGAAGUGUCCGCUAUUAUAUUUUACAACAGCUUCCUAUGGGAGCGUUUUAUUUUACCGUACUGGUCCGAUUAUGGUAAAGAAGCUCAGGUGGAGGCGGGUACAGUCGUGCGAGGCAUGUUCGCCUGCGUGCUGCCAGGAGUGAUCUCCUUCCUGUGCGGAUUUUAUUGCCUCCUGCACGCGUGGCACAAUGCCUUCGCCGAGAUGCUCACGUUUGGAGAUCGCCUGUUUUACGAGGAUUGGUGGACGCAGUCCCGAUUUUCUAGUUACUAUAGAGCGUGGAAUCGCAUAGUUCACGCCUGGUUACGAGAUCACAUAUAUCGACCUUUGGCCCCACGCGCUGGAAGAGCUGUUUCCACAUUAUUAGUGUUUUUAGUGUCAGCGGCAGCUCACGAAGUGAUACUAGCGCUCUCAUUCGGAUUCUUCUACCCCGUGCUCAUGGUCGAAUUUGGCGUAUUCGGACUGCUUAUGCUGCCACUAACUGCUAACAGCAGUCGCCGAUAUCCCAACACAUCCAAUCUUAUGAUGUGGUUGUCGUUUUUCAUUGGAAAUGGUCUACUAUGGAGUUUGUAUACGAUGGAGUAUUUUUCGAGAAAAAACUGCCCAGUUUCUGAAGACGAUAGUUUUUUCGUACCGAAAUCAUGGUCUUGUCCUGAAAUCGUAUUGAAACCUAAUUGGACGUUUCAAAAUCCUUUCUACAUAAUUUACUGAUAAUAAAAAAAAAAAAAAAUAAGGGUCAGCGCAGACUUUAAAAAAAAAGUAUUAAUUCAAUUUCAAUUAUUAAAUUUGCUAAUUUGUAUGUUUGAGGCCGCUUUCAGUAUAUCAAUUCCACAAAGCGGUAAUAUUUUUAUUUUUUACUACAACUCAACAACCAACGAAUCAUUUAGGUAUGUUGUUUUACAAACCUAUUUAAUAUAAUGUGGUGUCUCACAGAUGUGACGGUUUUGGUUAAGAAUGUACUUAUUUGAAUUGGAUAAGAAAGACAUAAUAUUAGAAGGGAAAUUUUUCCUACCACUCUCGAUUCCAUUGUCGACGCUGAUCCUAUUAUAUAGCAAGUAAUUGUUCUAAUGACUUAAAUAAUAUUUCAAUGUAGAAUAGCUAUUUCCGAAUCUAAUGAUUGAAUUUUUGCGUAUAGAACGGACUGAUCAAGUCCUAGUGUGGUAUAUUUGGUUGAUUUUUAUGAUUACUUAUCUAAAGUAUGUGAUUGUACUAUAUUACUUGAUUUUAUUAAAAAUUGU
Pararge aegeria (speckled wood butterfly) is the source of this 2337-nucleotide messenger RNA. RefSeq names its product sterol O-acyltransferase 1. The coding region runs from base 410 to 1810 and encodes 466 amino acids. Lineage: Eukaryota; Metazoa; Arthropoda; Insecta; Lepidoptera; Nymphalidae. Gene Ontology annotation, biological process: cholesterol metabolic process. The transcript has 10 exons. The record is from RefSeq and is a predicted model, not a curated record. Gene Ontology annotation, cellular component: endoplasmic reticulum membrane.